GGGGAAGGGGGAGGAAAGAGAGGCGAAGCACUGCAUGUAUAUAACUCUGGCUCUUCCUCUGGACUCACACACACGCACUUCAUCGCCAUGGCUACGAGAGUCUUCCUCGUCUUCAUCCCUCUCCUGGUGGCGUGUCAGUUGAAGACCGUGCAGGGAAGCGUGCUGGAGUGCCAGACGACGGGAAAGUUCCCACAUCCUGAGGACUGCGGAAAAUACGUAGUCUGUUUACAAGAUGGUCCCGUGGGUCAAUUUACGGCCAAGGAAGGCUACUGUUUCGGCUUUCCCUAUUCCCCCACCGAGCGUCGAUGUGUUUCCCAUGAUCAGCAGCCGGAUUGCUUCACCAAAGGGUUAAGGAACAGCCUCUCAGUCCCACAUCUUAAUUUCCUGUGUAAUAAUGGAAGGACUCAGGGUUGCUUCCAUUGCAAGCUCCCAUACUUCUGCAUCAAUAACAGCGCUUAUGUCUCUCAGUGUGAUGAAUAUGAGGCCUGUUCAGAGCAUGUUUUCGGCUCACCAUUAUGCUUGCCAUAUUCUUACAACACUGACGUAUGCUUUUGUAACAAAACUGGUUUAAUGCCUGAUUAUUACAAUGAUACGUAUUACAUGUUUUGUAUUGCAAAUGCAAAUCAAUCUCAUGUAACAUCAUACAUAUAUGCAUGCCCUGAAGGCAAGACAUUCUCAAGUACUAGUAACAAUUGCGAGGAAUCCAAACCUCCUGUGACCCCAGAGACUCCUUCUUGUGACGGAUCGACUGCAACAAGGGUCAACCCGAACGACUGCAGCUACUUCUACACCUGUCUUCCUGACAACACUGUCAGGACAUCAAGCUGCGGUGUCGAUAAAUACUUCUUCGAGAAAAAUGGCACAUGCGUACCCAAGUGUUCUGUGAUCACACAUUCUAAUGAUGAAUAUUUGUGUCAAACCGAAGGGAAGGUAUGGACUACUGAAAACUGUACUAGAUACCACCUGUGUUUGAAAGAAGGAGAAAAACCGCAUGCCACGAAAAAGUGCCCAACUGGAUAUUUUAACAGCCUGGAUAAAGCCUGUAGUACACAGACUCCUCCUCCUGAGUGUAUCGUCUUUGAUUACAGUAAGUGUCCUGGUCAUGACAAGCUGAACUGUUAGACGACAUGAGGGCUAUUGUUACUGUCAGAAACAGUUGUUGCUGUUUUUAUUUCAUUAAAUAAUAAGUUUAAUUUAUCCUCUACGUACUGUACAUAUCAAAUAAAAUUAGAGGAAAAUAAAUUAACACAGGAUUUUUCCAAGAAAUUAAUCGGUAUGGAGAAAUGAUAGAAUUUAUAAUAUUCAGAAUGUACAACAAAUGUGAUUAAAAAACUUGAUAAGUAAUGAAAUUAAUAUAUACUUAUCAAAUGUAGAAAUUUCGGAAAUACACUUUAAAUC
Molecule: messenger RNA, 1398 nt
Organism: Cherax quadricarinatus
Lineage: Eukaryota; Metazoa; Arthropoda; Malacostraca; Decapoda; Parastacidae
Cellular component (GO): extracellular region
Molecular function (GO): chitin binding
Source: RefSeq, a predicted model, not a curated record